Silurus meridionalis is the source of this 2321-nucleotide messenger RNA. It is a transcript of the gene cacng7b, whose product is annotated as calcium channel, voltage-dependent, gamma subunit 7b. Gene Ontology annotation, biological process: postsynaptic neurotransmitter receptor diffusion trapping; transmission of nerve impulse; calcium ion transport. NCBI's taxonomy places the organism in Eukaryota, Metazoa, Chordata, Actinopteri, Siluriformes, Siluridae. Bases 248 to 1264 code for a protein of 338 amino acids. The record is from RefSeq and is a predicted model, not a curated record. The transcript is spliced from 6 exons. Gene Ontology annotation, cellular component: AMPA glutamate receptor complex; postsynaptic density membrane. Gene Ontology annotation, molecular function: channel regulator activity; voltage-gated calcium channel activity.
GUGUUGAUUUCCUUCUCUCCUUGGUUACUGCAUCACUUCAGUAUGGGGAGUAGAGGGUGCGCAGAAAGAAUGAAGAGCGGGAAAAUAUGCGCACCCGAGGAGUGAGGGAGAGAGAGGGGUAGAGAGAAGAGAGAGAGAGAGAGAGAGAGAGAGAGAGAGAGAGAGAUAGCAGGCUUUUUUAAACCGGACAUCUCUGCUGUCAGGAUCUCGGCUGUGUUGGCAGGAUCCUCUCGCCUCUUUGGGAAGGAUGAGCUCAUGCAGCAGCAGGGCUCUCACUCUGCUCUCCACCGUGUUUGGGGCGUGCGGAUUGCUGUUGGUUGGGGUUGCCGUAGCAACCGAUUAUUGGCUGCUAAUGGAGGAGGGCAUCGUGCUGCAGCAGAACCAAACCAUUGACGUCAAGAUGGCGCUGCACUCCGGCCUUUGGAGGGUGUGCUUCAUAGCAGGUUCAGAGAAAGGAAAAUGUGUGGCCUCGGAGUAUUUCACCGAGCCGGAGAUCGAGAUCACGACAGAAAAUACAGCAAAUAUUCUCAAAAUGGUGCGGACAGCUACACCUUUCCCCAUGGUGUCUCUGCUCUUUGUGUUUACUGCCUUCAUUCUUAGCAAUGUGGGCCACAUUCGCCCACAGCGCACCAUCUUGGCAUUUGUUUCCGGAAUCUUCUUCAUCCUGUCAGGUCUAAGUCUGGUGGUGGGAUUGGUGCUCUAUAUCUCAAGUAUAAAUGAUGAGGUGAUGAACAGGCCUAGAGAACCAGAGCACUUCUUUAACUAUCACUAUGGCUGGUCCUUUGCAUUUGCUGCCAGCUCCUUCCUACUCAAAGAGGGCGCAGGCGUGAUGUCUGUGUAUCUGUUCAUGAAGCGCUACACUGAAGAGGAGAUGUAUCGGCCUCACCCGGCGCUCUACCGCCCCCGUCUGUCCGAAUGCAGUGACUACAGUGGUCAAUUCCUGCAGCCUGACACCUGGCCUCCUCACCAACAACGUGCUCGCAGUGCCUCAGAGCUCUCCAGCGAUGUUUCCAUUCAGCUAGCAGAGACUCAGCAGCCUCCAGCCAAACUCAUUGCCCAGCACAGCGUGUCAGCCCAGAGCGCCACCGCUGCCUCCAGCCCCGAGUCUGCAGUCGCCUUCCAGCUUCAAUCACCCUCACACUAUAGCCUCAACCACCCUCUUCAUCCCACAGAGUCCCAGGCCCUGCCCAUGUCCAUGCCUCCACCCGCUGUGCCACCACCUCAUUACCACACACACAUGCGCAUGAGCGCCUCACCAUGUUAGACACGUUUCCGUCCACCUGUAUUUUUACACAUUUCGAAUUUAAGCAGAAAUUUGAAACAAAAAUACUGAUUUGCAUUUUAUUUUGCUAAUUUUGGAAGAUUUUUUGGAACAUUUGCUUAACGUUAGGUUAGAAACAGAGAGAGAGAGAGAGAGAGAGAGAGAGAGAGAGAGAGAGAGAGCGAGAUGUAGAGAGUGUAAAAAAAAAACUUGAGACUAAUGUGAAAUAAGAUAAUGUGAAAUAAGAGUUCUGUAUCACCAAUGAAGCUAAAGAUGAAAGUGUUGUAGCAUAAUAGAACAUUUUUUUCAUCUACAGGGAGAUUUUAUUGCACAAGCAACGUAUAAUACAAAACACUUCUAUGAGAACACACAUUGUUGUAUACUUACAUACUGUGCUAGUGCACAAAGACAGUAACUAUUGCCUUCAGUUCUACUAGUGAUAUUGACCACGUAUUAUUUUAAUUACUCUUCGCAAUGUAUCAGUAUUUAGUGUUAUUAUGGAGUUUAACAUGUUUAAGAUACUUGUAAAAUAGAUUUACUUAUUUCUACUUUGAAUAUGAGACACUCCAGAAUCCUGAUGAUUUUUAUGAUGUAAAUAAUGUCAUUUUAACUGGAAUGAGGGAAGAAAUUAUUAAGACCUGCAUUGCUGAGAGGGAAAGUGUUGCAUUUGCAUUGGAAUUGAAACAGACUGAAAAAUAACUUCAAUUGCUUCAAGUCCCAGUAAUGGCUUUUUGAGUGUUGGAUCUUUUGUUGGCUUUUUCAAGUUGCAGUUUACACUUCCCUUAAAUCACCCCCUCAUUUUCGAGCAGCUUAGUAGUGGAAGACAUAAUACAUUCAAAUGGAUUUUUAAUCAUUAUCUCUUAAUAUACAGUAGGCAUCUCAUUCUAAUGCAUCAGUAUUUGUGCACUUUAUCUUAUUAAAAAAUACUCCAUGGGACUUUAAGAGUAGGGUUACACUGCAAGUGUGCUGUUGCUUAUCUCGUGUGAAAGAGAUCCAGUAUUGAUUAAAAUAUUUCUGAGAGUGAUGGUGGUUAUCAUUAGAAUAAAACCACUAUGUUGAC